Pelagomonas calceolata is the source of this 1742-nucleotide messenger RNA. NCBI's taxonomy places the organism in Eukaryota, Pelagophyceae, Pelagomonadales, Pelagomonadaceae. The record is from the annotation of a GenBank genome assembly.
CGCCGCUAGCUGCCAGCAUUGCGGCUAGUUUUAGGCUAUCGAGACAUCUGUUGUGUGUGGACCACUGCCUGCCUUUGUUCACUGCGCCACGGUACGGAUUUUCGCUGUCCGGGGCGUCACGGUGCCCCCAAAAGCAUCAUGACGCUCCUGCGCGCUAUGACGCUGCUCUCGUGGGCCGGGAGCGCCGCCUACGCGCCGCCGACGAUUCAGAGGCUCCGGCCUCGCGGCCCGACGAUCCAGAGGCUCCGGCCUCGCGGCCCGCGCGUAGCAGACCGCCGACGCGUGCUACGCGCGGCAAAACGCAAAGCCGACGCGGUCGACCACGACGACUUCGACGACUCCUACGCGCUCAACGACAUCCGGACGAACGAGCUCCGCCUGCCGACGAUGGCCGAUCUAAUGAGGCGCACGGACGAAGAAUUGAGGGAGCGCCAGAAGGACACGUCCAAAAGGGAAGCGCUGCGGCAGAAGGCCGGCGAGUCCAUCGUCGACGGCUCCCGCGCGGUCCUCGAGCAGCUCGAGGACUUGGAGUCGCACAACCAUACGAUAUCAAACGAGUUCACGGUGGCCAUCGUCCUGGGCAAGGCGCUAAAGAACUCGCGGUUGUCGGUAGAACACGCCGCGCGCUGCUCGACCUUGGUAAGACAGAUGAAGGACGGCACGCUCAACCCAUCGAUGCUCAUGUUCACGGCGUCGGCGGCGUCCAUGGCGCCCGGCGCGGUGCGCGACGACGCCACCACAGCCUGCACGUACUUCCUCCACCUCUGCGAGUCCGAGGGCGUGGACGUGGACGCCGGGGCCAUCCACGUGACGCACACGCCCGUGACCACCCGAGACGGCAUGGGCAAAGUGCUGGAGGAGGCCAUCGUGCCGCGCCUGCCUUCCAAAAGUUCGUUGCACUGCGCCUUCUUCGCGUCCGACUAUCAAUUAACUAGACUGGAGCGCAUCGGCAGCGUGACGCCGCGCCUGUCGCUGUUUGCGCCGCUCGCCGCGCGGCGCGACGCGUACCUGAAGAAUUUGACGGCGGCUCCCACAACAUGGAGCCUGGUCAAGGUGUCGUACCCGCCGGGGUUGUUAACUUCCGGCGAGGACGGCGUCGCCGCGGCGUUCCUGGCGCAGCUGUACAUGAUCUUCGACAGCCUCGUCCCAUUGCUACACAAUUUCCACGCGAUCGUGCUGCACGAGGAGAUCCUGUGCAGGGAGUUUUACGACGAUUUGCUGGUCGCCAAGGACCACAUCGCCGAGCGGCUGCGGCUGGUCGACUCGCCGCUGCGGCCGAAGGCCCUGAGCCUGCGGACGACGGCGUCGACGGCGCCGGCGGACCUCGUGCGCCACGACCUCGAGACGCCGCUGGACGAGGCCCUCGAGCGGUGCGUGAAGAAUCUCGGGGACCUGGAACGGUUGGUGCGGCCCGCGGCGACGCGCCUGGACUUCCUGGACGACAAGGACUGGCGGACGGCGCGGGAAUUACUUUCAAGGACGAUCAACGCGGCGCGGGCCGCGACGGAUCCGGACCAGGCGCUGCCCUCGUCGGAGUGGGGCCGCUUGGUGGACCGCGACGCCGCCGACGAUUUAGAUCUGGCCGAGCUGCUCGCGCUGACGCGCGGCGAGGACUGGCGCGAGGACUCGGCCGACCCGCGGGACACGUCCUUGGUGGACACGGGGCCGCUCGUGCUGGACUACAAGACGAAGCGGGCGAAGACGAGUAGGUAGUAAUCGUGACCUAGAACCGUGACCGUGAC